AGAAAGACCACUAAAAGACAUCUCUUUGGCGGAUUGCGACCUAUGAACGCUGAAAGUCUGAUUGGGAGGCUGCAUCAAUUUCAUAUUAACUAUGGAGGGCGACGUAAGCCCUACUUACAACGGCAUUCGCCUACGUAGCCGAGGGUUCCAGGUUUACAUUUGUUUCUUCUCUAUCAAAAUUAAGAUUUCAUUUUGGGGACUUAUCCUGUUGAGGAGGUGCGGAUUUUCCACCAAUGAAAAACAUGGCAACUCCGCAGUUUUGGUACUUCUCCCCGAACCCGGAUGCUCAUUGAGAUAGACAACCACCAUGAAAUCGUGCCAGCAAUGCCGACACGCCAAACGCAAGUGCGUCCCCAGCAAGGCCACUAACCUGUUGCACCCCUGCAACCGCUGCCUGCGCCGACAUCUUGUAUGUUCGCGCUCCCAACCCCAGCUAGCUGGGACGCGGAGGCUCGGGGCACGCCGGUCACAGUCACCUGCAUCUCAGUCUCGACGAAACGCAGUAGAUGACUUUCUGGCCGAUGAGGACGCCGUUGUGGACCUCGUCCACGAGUACCUGUCCAAAAUCCACGAUCGACCCCACAGCAUCUUCCACACAGCGACUCUGUGGAACGAUAUUCGCCAGCAACGACUCUCAAAGGCUUUGCUGCUGGCGAUCUGCGCCAUGGGAGCGCAUGUCUCCAGUCGGCCAACCGCGCAAUCGCUCGAGCCACUGCUCACCGCUGAGUCUAAACGGCUGCUACAAAUCGAUAUUGAGCGCGUGUGUCUGGAGAAUAUCCAGACUUGCAUCCUCGUCGCGAACCUAUGUGUCGCACAUGCGAAUCCCUCAUCGGAGUUUUUAUUUUUUCGAACGGCAAUUGCCAUGGUGCAGCUGAUGCAGCCCUUUACGGGACAUGUCAAUGGCAAGGCAGUAAUCAACGAGAUCUGGGUUCGGAUCUGGUGGUCGCUGUUCGCGGCGGACAACUGGUGCUCCUCGAGUCUCGGUCUACAGCGUCAGAUGAAGGACUGGCCUCGGCCAGCUCGCUUACCUAUGGAUGAGUGCCGGUUUGCUGAGAUGGCUCCAGAUCAGCCAUUGCACGAGCCGUACUUGGACUUGGACCUGGGUCUGUGGGCAUACAUGGCCACGCUUAUCGAAUUGUUCGGCCCAAUCCAAGAAUUCAACUGGCGCGCAGUCAACGGUGAGGUGCUGCUCCAAGACCAACUCGAGCAAGACACAGAUCGUCUCGCCCAGCGGUUGGAUGACUGGCAAGACAGACUUCCACGCCACGUCCAACUGACCGAAUCGAACCUCAUCGAGCACAGUAAACGGGGCACGGGGGGCAUCUUCAUGGGCCUACAUCUAGGCUUCCACCACUACGCUACCCUGCUGUACUACCAGUACCUCGACACGCGAUUCACUCUGACAACGCGUACCCGGCGCUUCGCAGCCCGGUGCAAGUAUCAUGCUCUCGGAUAUAGCAUGCUGCUCGCCAACGGGCGACAACUGCCUGGAUGUGAGGCCGUGUAUCCAACAGUAGGCCAUAUGGCGAUUGUCUCGUCCUCUGUUCUUCUUCAUACGCUUCUGUUUGGAACAGAGGAUGAUCUCCCGCAAUCACGCCACUGCCUCGAGGUAAAUUUCGAAGCUCUUCUCGAGUUAGAACGGUUUUGGCCCAGUGUGAAAGCCAUGAUUAAUCGCUUGUUGAACUUCCAGAAUACCUGCCUUCUUUUUUCAUAUCGUCACCACACGCAUCGUCUCGAUCGUUGGAUGGUGCGAUUCCUCUUUGAGUACGCGUUGCCGCUCAAUGACAAGGCUGCGAAUCCUCACUCAGCUGCGGAGAUGGAGAUUAUCUCCACACAGGCGCAGAUGUUUUCCCAACAAGGACGAUUGUCCACAUUUUGGAAUGGCCCAGAGGCUAGAUCGGAGUUGCCUCAGGGAUUGUGA
Molecule: messenger RNA, 1921 nt
Organism: Talaromyces proteolyticus
Lineage: Eukaryota; Fungi; Ascomycota; Eurotiomycetes; Eurotiales; Trichocomaceae
Exons: 3
Coding region: 308-1921 (537 amino acids)
Biological process (GO): regulation of DNA-templated transcription; DNA-templated transcription
Cellular component (GO): nucleus
Molecular function (GO): DNA-binding transcription factor activity, RNA polymerase II-specific; zinc ion binding; DNA binding
Source: RefSeq, a predicted model, not a curated record